UGAGUUCCUCUGCGCUCAGACCAAGAGGCAGACCUUUUCGCAUGUAACGCAAAGCUGUGCGGAUCUUGGACUCAUUGCUCAGCUAUGCAAUAGAGAAGAGGAUUAGCUCAGGCUGAGCACCAGUGCGAGGACUUGGCGUCUGGCCAUUUAUCACCUGGCUGUCUGACAGUGGACCCACCACACUCUCCCUCUUUGUCUCGUUUCACCUAAAUUCUCCUCUCCGCUCCCCGUCUUAUUCUCCCUCUCUCCUUUAACCCCCUCUCUUCUCCCCCCUCUUCCGCCAUGACCCUGCUAUCAGAGGACCAGUCCGCGAGGCCCCAGCCGUGCCGGCUCCCCGAGCCGGGCAAACACAUCAGCGCCUCUUUGCACCAGUACUCAACAGACUGCACCGAGUCCAAAGAGCUCUACAUGGACAGUGGGGAGAGCGCGGUUUUCAGGGCCGUGGAGCCCCCGAGGCGCUCGCGGGGCCGCCUCAUCCUCCACGGCCUGGUCAUGUUCGGAAGGGAAUUCUGCUACGCCGUGGAGGCGGCGUUCGUCACGCCGGUGCUCCUGAGCGUGGGUCUGCCUCGCAGCCUGUACAGCUUGGUGUGGCUGAUCAGCCCCAUCCUGGGCUUCCUGCUGCAGCCCAUCAUCGGCUCGGCCAGCGACUACUGCCGCUCGUCGUGGGGGCGGCGGAGGCCUUACAUCCUGGUCCUGGGCAUCCUCAUGCUGCUGGGAAUCACCCUUUUCCUCAACGGAGAUGCUGUCAUUUCAGCAUUAGUCGGCGACAGGUCGGCGAGGAGCACGUGGGCGAUCGUGGUGGUGAUGUUCGGAGUCGUGCUGUUCGACUUCGCCGCAGACUUCAUCGACGGACCCAUCAAGGCCUACCUGUUCGACGUGUGCUCGCACCAAGACAAGGAGCGGGGUCUGCACUACCACGCUCUGCUAACGGGGCUAGGCGGAGCAUGCGGAUACCUGGUGGGAGCCAUGGACUGGGGUCACUCUGUCAUGGGUCAGCUGCUGGGCUCCGAGUACCAGGUCAUCUACUUCUUCUCAGCGCUGACCUGGACCAUCUUCCUCACCGUGCACCUCUUCAGCAUUCCCGAACAACCUCUGAGCAAAGACAUGUCCGCGAGCGACUCCUCGUUUUCCAGCGCCCUCCGUCCGCUGGGAUCCCACAGCAAAGGCUACGGGACGCUGGCGGAGGAGCCCGUCUCCUCUUCCGCCAUGUCGUCCGUCACGGACCUCCGGCCCAGGUCUUUCUCUGCCCUGGGGGAGGCCAACUCUGUGACCUCCAGCGCCAAGCAGCCCAACAAGGAGGCCCAAAAGAAGAUGACGUUGAGGUCCCUGGUCAAAGCCGUAGUCAACAUGCCGGACCAUUACCGCUACCUCUGUGUCAGUCACCUGCUGGGAUGGACCGCUUUCCUCUGCAAUAUGCUCUUCUUCACAGACUUUAUGGGACAGAUUGUAUAUAAGGGAAAUCCUUAUGCGGACCACAACUCCACAGCCUACGUCACGUACGAGCGAGGGGUGGAAGUUGGCUGCUGGGGGCUGUGCAUCAACGCGGUGUCCUCUGCUCUCUACUCCUACGUGCAGCGCUUCCUCCUCCCGUACAUCGGCCUGAAAGGAUUGUACUUCAUGGGCUACUUCGUUUUCGGCAUGGGCACCAGCCUGAUCGGCCUCUUCCCCAACGUCAUCGCCACGCUCACCCUCUGCAGCGUGUUCGGCGUCAUGUCCAGCACGCUGUACACCAUCCCCUUCAACCUGAUCGCAGAGUAUCAGCGCGAGGAGGAGGAAAAACUGAAGCUGGAAGGCAGCAAUAAAACUCCCCGAGGCAGCGGGAUGGACUGCGCAGCGCUCACUUGCAUGGUCCAGUUGGCUCAGAUCAUCGUGGGCGCUGGUCUCGGGGCUCUGGUGAACGUGGCAGGUAGUGUGAUCGUGGUGGUCCUCUCAGCCUCGACCAUGUCCCUGCUGGGCUGCAUAUUCAUCGCGCUUUUUAUCAGAUAUGUGGAAUGAUUCUGCUUUAUUUUAAUUAUUUUAAUGCUAUUGUUUUAAUAAAUAAAGAUUGUUUAUUACAUCCUUUAAA
Mugil cephalus (flathead mullet) is the source of this 2065-nucleotide messenger RNA. It is a transcript of the gene slc45a2, whose product is annotated as solute carrier family 45 member 2. Gene Ontology annotation, molecular function: sucrose:proton symporter activity. The transcript is spliced from 7 exons. Bases 283 to 1995 code for a protein of 570 amino acids. The record is from RefSeq and is a predicted model, not a curated record. Lineage: Eukaryota; Metazoa; Chordata; Actinopteri; Mugiliformes; Mugilidae. Gene Ontology annotation, cellular component: membrane.